Messenger RNA from Porites evermanni, 9593 nucleotides. NCBI's taxonomy places the organism in Eukaryota, Metazoa, Cnidaria, Anthozoa, Scleractinia, Poritidae. The record is from the annotation of a GenBank genome assembly.
AUGCCUAAGAAGAAAAGAGAUUACUCAAGUUGCGAGAGUAAUUUUAGCAACUGUAAACCAGUUAAGUCCCGUCAGAAGGUAAGAGAAGAAAAAUUUGACAAAGUGGGCAGUAUGUUAGAGGUUUUCUUUUUCGCUGUUUCCAGACAUGUUCGGCUGACAUUGGAGUACUCUGCAUGUGCCCGGCAGUGGAAAUUUUCUCAUUUUCUACUCUGCUUUGUUUUACUCUUGGCCCUGGCCUACAUGUAACUUACCUAAUCUACCGGACUGCGAAAAGAAAAGCUGAUUUUGUCCGGCCGCAGCCGCCCUCCCGCGACUACUGAGGUUUUCCGUGACGCGUGAUGGGUCCCAUCCUCGGAGACCCAAGGGCAGUAAGUCGGGUUGGGAGAAAGGGCGGGACGAAAGUCUUCAAGUACGGGUGAAAGAGCCCCUGGGUACCGACUCUCAACAAUCUAAGCGGAUGCCGGGUCCUGAUUGGGCACAAAAAAUGUUUUGUAUUAUUGUGCCCAAUUAAUUGGCAAACAGUUUCUGCUGGGUUCUUUUCGUGAGUUCGUACACGACGGCUAUUGUCUUGCCACACUUGCCCAGUUUGUUCACCAAGCUUGUGUGUGCAAGGAAAACUUUUAUUUUCUACUUUCCUAACCAGAAACAAAGGAACUACUGUUUUGCCAUCGAAAAAACGUUUGGGAUGUUAUCAACAGGAGCAAUUCAAUUUGCCCCGAGAACAUUCUGUUUUUGACUCAUCACAAUAUAUCGUAAAUAAUGGCAAGUUUAAGAUGCGGUGGCGACGAGAAAGUCAAAUAAGCAAUAGCUUGGCAAGGCAAAAAAACACUGCAUAUGCAUCACACUUUUUUGUACAUUUCUUUGCCUUCAACUGCACGACUACCUGUGAAAAAGCCUAAUCAGUCAUGUUUUGUGAAGGACGUAAACAAGCAAUGACAAAAUUCAUUCUCUUCAUGAACUUGGAUAUGGUUGAUAAAAAUUCAGCUCCAGAAGAGUUUGUUUGCACUUGACAAAGUAAGCCAGUUGGAAUAAUCACGAUAGAAACUGAAGAAAUGGGAAUUCCCUCUUCCGUGCGACGUUUUUGUGGUUGGCGGUCAUCAUGGUAUCUUUUAAAAACUCCCUAAUAUUCAUGCAAGACAUGACAGAUGCAAGCGUGAAUACCUGUUAUAAGCUCAAGCUUGUAUUUUUGGAAAAGGGUCUUUAGUUUUCGGGCAGACAGUGUUUUGAAAUCAGAUGGGGAUUUUAUAUCAAACUGAAAGUUUCCCGACUGCGUGCAUUUCUUUGGUGCAUGAGAGACAAGCCGUGAUUGAGACAAUAGCCGUUGUGUACGAACUCAUGAACUCAGGAGAAACUGUUCGCUGAUUGGGCACAAUAAUACAAAGCAUUUUUUGUGCCCAAUCAGGAGCCGGCAUCCGCUUGAAUUUUUGAAAAUAGCUCGGUGAGAGUCGGUACCCAGGGGCUCUUUCGCCCGUACUUGCAAACUUUCGUCCCGCCUUUUCUCCCCACCUGACUGACUGUCCCUGGGUCUCCGAGGAUGAAUGGGUCCCAAAUUAUCAGUGUGAUGCGUGAUUGGGUCCAAAAUAGCUGCGUGAUGCAUGACUGGACAUAGCAGUGUGAUGUGUGAUUCACUAUUUUCAUAAUAAGUGACCCAUGAUUUUCUUUUCUGAUUUCCGUGAUUGCUGAAUGUCAUUUGAAACUAGAAGCGCAGACAUUGAAAUCAGGUAGUCAUGACAUCAUUUUCUGGUCCCUUUUCGUAUUCCUCAAGCUCAGCUGAUCUCCUUUAAAAAUCAUAUCUUGACUUACAUGAUGGCAAAUUUAUUUUCCCUCUGAUGAGGGUUGUACUAAAAAAAGUCAGUGUGAUGGGUGGUAGGUAACUCUCCUUUGCCACCCUGUAAGACCUUAUCUUCUUUUUUGUAAGCUUACAAAAACUCACAAACAGUUUGCAAGAAUAGACUCGUACAUGGUACAGUUGUGGGAUGAGUACUGCACCCUAACCUUUCACCUUGGGUGCCACGCCGGUGGAAAUCUUGUGCAGUCUUCGGUGUACUGGUGCUCGUAACCAUUUAGACCAAUAGUAAACCAUAUCAUAUCAAAAAUAUGGUGGAACCCUUUUGAAACGUCCACCUUUGGAAAACCUGUAAUCCCAUAUAAUGAGACUGCGGUCAUCAUUAGCAGAGCUGAUAAACAAACUCUUAAUAGUAAGAAAUUUAAUAUUUUCACCUUCGCUAUUUUUUAUCAGUCAAACAGAGAAAACAGUGAUAUUGAAUUGAUCAUAUCGCUUGACAGAAGAUGGAUAAAAAUAACACAACAAUGCACAUUGUGUAAAUAAACACAUUGUUAAGGUGCAUUAAUGCUCCCUUUGAUACCUGACUCAAUAGUUCAUGUAUAUCAGAUAACCGAAAGAACAUCCUUAUAUUUCUGCAGUGUCUAUCCCUGCUGAAACCAAACUAAUAAUGCACUAUACUUCACUGGCGAUUACAACCUAAAAAUAAAGGUUUGAAUUUCUUACAUAGCAUUACCAUUUUCAGAUACCAAGAAUUUCUUAUGACCAGGAGCCCAUCACCUCCUGCUAUGACACAGUACAGCCACAAAAUCCAGCCUCAAAUAGUAAAGGAAAACAGAAUCGUUCUUUCGUAAAGCAAAUUAGGAAGAGGGUAAGGAUUUAAGCUAUGUCUGUAUUUGUAGCUGGUGUCUAUGCUCUUUAAAUUUUUUUUUAGAAGGCUUGCCAGAUCUUUUAUGGCAUGCCAUGUCUUUUAACCCAUUCGCCCUUGGAGAUUUUGCUGAAAAAUGCAUUUUGAAGCAAGUCAAGCGGUUUUCUGGUCACUGUCGCACUAGUAAGAGCUAAAACUUACCAAAAAGCCAUUUACAGGUUGUACACUUUGUAGCCUUCUGAUCCAGAUGCAACAUACUAGCUUGUGAAGAUCGGGCAUGUGCAGAAAGCAAAAUUUCAAGCUAGUUUUUGGGUUAAAAAGUGACACAGCAGUCUUGACUUUUACUUUUCACUUUCUCUCCUCCCUUCUUUUUUCGUCUUUCUUACCGCAUUUUUUUUAUUUUGCUGGGCAUUGUUUAGGCUUCAUUUUGGUGGGAAAAGGUUUUGGGAAAGCUUUUAGGAUCUUAGUGGAACAUCUAUCAUCUAUCAUCUAAAAACUGCAAAUUUCUAAGAAUGAUGACUUUUUACCAUACAUGUAGAUGAUACCAAAGACAAUAAUAAUACUCUUUUUUUCUUUUCAGUUGGAUAAGUGGUACUCAGCGACAAAAACUCCAGCAUGUGUGAUAUACCUAAGAGGUGGUACUGUUCUCUGUGAAGGUAAAGUCUAUUGUAGAUUUUUAAUCAGUUUACAUGUCAACCACAUCUUGGUAAAUCUCGUACUUGGUAUUGUUAAAAGCAGACAGAGCACAAAUUUUAAAAUUUUUGUUGCAUACUUGAACAAGGGACUUGUAGUAGAUAACUUAAAGUGAACUGAGCAAAACAUCACCAGGAUUUUCAGACCAAUAAAAUAAGUAUAUUUUACUUUUAGAGUUUGAACAAGCCUGAGAUAAUCUUGCAUCAAAUUUAAUUGCUCGGUAGAAACUAAGUAAGGUAAUAGACAUUGAUGCAUGUAAUAAUUUGACUUUUACUGAUGUACAGAUGUACUUGUAACCACAGUUAUGCCUUCUCUUGAAAGGAUCACUGCUGAUCACAUCCCUUCAAUUUAAAUACAGCUUUUUGACAAGUUUAUUUUGAUAUAAAGUUCACCUUGAAUUAAGCUUAUUUACAGUACAUUUCCUAUCUGCACUCACUUGAAUCAUUAUCAUUAUUUUUGCCAGGCCCUGAAUUUCUGAAAGCCAGGUUUGGUAGAAAUGUUGACAUACAGAGGAAGUUCCUUCUUGCUGUCCUUAAUCAUGGUUAGUCACUGGGACAAUAAAUUGCAGUUAUUCAGACUGUUCCAUAAAAAUGUAACUGCUUGCAGAAGUACAUACAGUGAAAUACACCAUACAAGAUGUUGUGGAUCAAUGAUAUCAUGUAUUCAAUUACUUUUUGUUUGUUGUCCCAUGAGUAAUAUUAUAAUAGUGAAACAAUAAAGAGAAAAAAUUUCCAGGGGCAAACUUAAAUCACAUCAUAAUUACAGAUAUGUUUUAUGAUAAAUACUUUUACUUAAUUCAGCUGAUUUGAGUAACAUAAUGGUGAUUAGUGAGUUAUUGGUCAUAAAUAAUAUUUUUAAAACAGUGUUAACCAGGCUGGGCAGAUCCAGAAAAUUCAGAAAGAAAGGAUCCAAGAAAUUGAGGGGGUCACCUGUCCACUGAAAAAUCUGGGCCAUGGAGAUACUUUUUAUUAGCACACAGAAUGUAACUUCUGUUGGGAUGUUAAUUAUACAAUGUAGGCUUUGGAAGACAGAUUCCCAGAUAAUUUUUGGGAUAUGCUAAUCUCCUUGAGCAAGGCUUAGAGGCACCCAUUAUAAUAAUAAUAAUUAUCAUUAUAAAAUUUUUAUGCAGAAGUUUACUUCUAGGUAACAACGUCCAGUCUGAAGAGGAGAUUUCCUCCGAGAAUGUGAAUGGCGAAGCACAUUUUCCUGUUUCCCUUCCACCAGAAGGAGGAAAUUAUAAAGUUGAAGAUCUUCGAAAAAUUGUCACAUCUUGUGUGACCAUUGGGAAAAGUGGUAAUGGUAUUAAAUAUUAUCUAACUGCAAGCUAUCCUGAAUCCAGACUUUUAAUUGAGUUGACAGUUCAACCGCAUUCAUCGGGGAAAGGGGGGGGGGGAGUACUGUUGAAGCAAGUUGGGAAAGAAAAGACCCGCCUGGCCUCCCAGGUGAACUUUGCCUCCCCCAUUCUCUGAAUCUAAAUUUCAGGCACUUUAGUCUGAAAUAAGGUACAUUUGUUCACAUGCACAGUUGUGUAGAAUUCACUAAGGAUAUGCUAGAGUUAGAAAAAGUUCAGUGAAGAGCCUCUCGGCUUGCUCUCAGGCAAAAUGAAAAUGCUAUUUCUGUAGAUUCUGUGUUUGUCCAGCAUCAAGGCCACCUUAUCAUGUCGUGGUUGCAAACCAAGAAUAAAAGCACUGUUCAGUGUUUGUUGCCUACUUUUCCUCUACAAACACAUGACUAACAGUUAGCACACAGAUGAAUGUGUGUUGCACUGUUAAUGAAAUAUCUCCUUAAGUUCAUCGUUAUUUGAUUGUUUUGUUUCUGUAUUAUAAAUUAUAGGGUAUUGUAAUCCCUAUUGGGGAAACGCAGAAUAUCGACCCUGCUGGUGGCCACAGGAAAUUCCAUUUGCCUCACCCUGCACAGGAAGUAUGUCGUGGCUAAAAUAGUAAUACUCAGUUGUCAUCUAUUAUGUAGAUGUCAUAGGUCAAAAUUUAAUCUAGGCUAACCUCUUUUCAAUUUACGUUGAUUCUCAGUCUGCUUUGUUCCCUACCCCCCCCCCUCCCCCUUACAGGGCUACUUCAUAGUUAUAGUGAGGGGGAUGAUUGAAAGGGGGCAAACCUCAAAACCCAAAAAUGUCCCUAAACCAAAAAUCUCAAGCGAAGUUUUCUUGCCUUAAAAAUCCUCCAUAAAAGACAUAACAGAAAAAAAUUUGAUGUGUGUGGUUGUUCCUUCAUACCAUCUGCAGUUUGCAUGAGCUAUAGAUUAAAGUACAUGGUUUUCUAUCUACCUCUUAAGUGAGUUUUAUAUAAAGUAAAAAGAACAAGAUGAAAAAUGCCUCCUGGCCAAAAAUCAACCUGUCAGUCAAAAUUGGUGGUGAGAUAUAAGCAGUGUUACUCUGAUGUCUCAAUUUAGAUCCUUCAAGAAAUAGGCCUUGUCGUAAUCUCACUACCAAUUUCCACUAACAGGCUUAUUUUUGAAAACAGAACAUUUUUAAUAAUCUUGUGAUUUCUGGAUUUGCCAAACAGUUCAAAUUUUCAUAAUUAUCGUCAAAUUUUUGUGUUAUCACCUGAUUUUAGUCUAUUUAGAAAUCUGCUUGUUCCAUCUUUCAACUCUUUACAUGUUUCUUGUAAUUUAUCACAGUCUGUCUACCCUGGGUGCCAGAGACUUUUCUAGUGCAGUUUCCGGUUUCUGUCAAGUCUUUAUAGGGACCUGUGGUGCCACUCAAGAUUCCUCCUGCACGCAAGAAGAAAACCUCCUGUACCCGGGUACAUCCUGUCACAAAAGACUGGGAGCUGGGGAUUUCCCCCUAACUACUUUUAUAGGAUAAUUAAUACAAGAGGAAAACAGAGCCAAUUGAAAAGAAAUCCCUGGCUGUUCCUGUUUACUAUUAACUGAAUAUAGCCAGUAUCUCAAAAUCUUAUAUCACAUUUAUGUGUAUAAUUAUGGAAAAUGUCAGAUAGUUAUACAAUAAUGUACUUGUAAAAGGUCAAAAUGAAAUUCAGGUUACCUGGGUUAGUUCCCAGUUUUGUUUGUCUCCUCACCUUAAUCAUUCAUGCAUAGGGGCAAGCAGACAAGGGAAAUUGAGAAUCAGUCUAGGAUGAAUCUGUAUUUAAUUUUAACUGUAACAUACUUGUUCAAUUAACAUAAUCAUUGCUUUCAGAAUCCAGAUUAUCCAAGAUGCAUCUUGUCAGGGUGAUGGAAUGCUAUCGUUCAUUUUAUUCAUCUAAAACCAGUUCAGGUCCACAUAUUGUACCAGCACAGCAGGUCAGUAGUGGUGAUGAAGAAACCACAACCCAAGAAGAUGGACAGGAACCUGGUGCGCAUAAAAUGAUAUUUAUAUUGUAUUACCACAGCAGGACAGUAGUAGCAAUGUAGAGGUCUACAAUGACCCCAGAAGAUGCAGGCCAGUGUCCUGUUUCAUGCACAUAUUAGGGAGCUUAAGCAUUGUAAGCAUUUUUGAGCGACAGACUUCAGCCAGAAGUGGACUUUCUGUAUCACUGGGCAGUGGUUUGGUUCAAACUCUCGCGUAAAUCGUCUAUAAUUAUACACUGUAAGAGAAAAGAAACUUAGCAAUAGAAAUUUGUUAGCAUCAAGGCGUAUAAAAAGAUAGAAGGCCAUACUUUGAGUUGACAUGGGUGGCUAAAAAAUGUCUUUCCUUAAGCUCCCUCUUGUACCACCAUGGCUGUAACAUUGGUGAACGUUGAAAAUAUUGGUCACAAAUAAUGUUUUGCCUCUUUAAUUAAAGGCUUAUUCCUAAUACUUAUAUUUACCAGGCCAGGCAGAUCUAGGAAAUUAAGCAGUCAAAGAAGUGGUGGGGUUCACCUAUCCACUGAAAAAUCUAGAACUCUGUCUCCUCAAGCAAGGCUUAGAGCCACCCAUUAGGAUAAUCAUAAUUAUCAUUAUCAUUAUCUUUAUGCAGUACAUGUAGUUUUCUUCCAGAUAGCAACGACCAGUCUUUAGAGGAGAUUUCCUCCCAGAACAUGAAUGCCCAAGCACAUUUUCCUGUUUCCCUUCCACCAGAAGGAGGAAAUUGUAAAGUUGAUGAUCUUCGAAAAAUGGUCACAAAAUGUGUGACCAUUGGGAAAAAUGGAGGUGAUGUUAAAUAUUAUCUUACUGAGUUUUUCUAAUUCUAGUUGAGCUCACAACCUCCUUCCUAGCGGGGGAAGGAGCAAGGAAGACCUUGGGAGCAAAAUCGGGCAAGAAUUUAAGACCCACCUUGCACCUGAAACUUUCCCUCUCCCAUUCUCUGAGACUUCAGCUUCUCAAGGAGGCUUGUCCAAUACACACAAUUGAAGUCUGGUCGUCUAAUUAUUAUUGAAGUUGAGCCAUUGUUUUGGAUGUCAGGAUGUGGUUUCUAGGGAAAAGAGUAGUGUCCACUGUCUGUAAUUGCCAGUUGAGUAGUUUCCUCUGUCAUGUAGCCAGUUCGAUAGGGUGGUCACAUCCCGUCAAGGGAAAUCUCAUCACAAAAAUGAAAAUGCUAAUUAUGUGGAAAAUUUUUUAUUGUUUUGUCGUGCAUCAAUGCCACCAUGUUAUUCUUAUUCUUGGUUUAUUCUUAGUUUGCAACCAAGAGUAAAGCACCGUUUAGUGUUUUUUGCCUACUUGAACUCUACAAACACUUGUAUAACUGCUCACAGAUGAACUGUUAAUAAAAUAUGAAAUAAAUAGGUGUUGCACUGUUAAUAAAUUGUUUUUUUCUGUAUUAUAAAGGGUACUGUUCUCCACAUUGGGGAAAAGCAGAAUAUCGACCCUGCUGGUGGCCUCAGGAAAUUCCAUUUGUCUCACCCUAUGCAGGAAGUAUGUCUUGGCUAAAAUAUUUUGUAGUACUACUCAAUUGUCAUCUAUUCUUUAGAUGACAUAGGUCAAAAUUAAAUUCAGGCUAAAUUUCUUUCAUCCUAUGUUUGAUUCUUCAUCUGCUUUGUUUCCUUGAGUGCUCUAAAGUUAAAGCUAAAAAUGUCCCGGAACCAAAAAUUAACUGCAAAAAAAUCCCAUACUGACUUUUCAUACAGGAUUAAAUGAUUUAACUUUCAAAAUAAUUGAACAUUGAAUAUUUGUGGUUGUUGCAAAUUUUUUGAACAGCAUCAAAAUCUCUGUUAUAGAUCAACUCAUUCUUGCACUAAUAUUUGGAUUUGGGGUUAUAUAUUUGGUCUAAAAAAUAUUUGGAUGUAAAGUUUAGCCAUAUCUUUAUCAGACAUAAAGAAACUUGUUAAACAUUUUCUUUUGACUCUUCUUGAUGAAUUAUCAAUGAGUUUUUGAAGAAUACGCCAACAACAACCAAUCCCACAAUUUUGAGUUAUGGUGACAUCAAAUUUCUAUAGUCUUUAGAAAUCUGCUUAUGUUCCAACUUCCAACUGUGUAUUUUCUAACUUGUCACAGGUCUGUCACAAAAGGCUGGGGGCCGGAGAUUUUCCCCCAACUACUUUCAUAGGAACCAAAACCCUGUUCUCAUAUCACAUUCAUCUAUAUAAUUAUUGUAAAAUUAGAAUAANGAGUUAUGGUGACAUCAAAUUUCUAUAGUCUUUAGAAAUCUGCUUAUGUUCCAACUUCCAACUGUGUAUUUUCUAACUUGUCACAGGUCUGUCACAAAAGGCUGGGGGCCGGAGAUUUUCCCCCAACUACUUUCAUAGGAACCAAAACCCUGUUCUCAUAUCACAUUCGUCUAUAUAAUUAUUGUAAAAUUAGAAUAAGUUUAUUUUAAAUGGUUAUACAUUUAUUUGUAAAAGGUCAAAAUUAAAUUCAGGUGUUCUCAAUUUCUUUUGUCUCCUCGCCUUAAUUUUUCCUGUAUUGGAUGAAGCAGACAAUGGAAAUUGAGAAUCAACGUAGGUAACGUAAUAAAAUAUUUCCUCAAAUACGUAAUCAUUAUUUGCAGGAUCCAGAUUAUCCAAGACGCAACUUGUCAGGGUGAUGGAAUGCUAUCGUUCAUUUUAUCCAUCUAAAACCACUUCAAGCACACACAGUGUACCACCACAGCAGGUCAAUAGUCGCAAUGAAGAAACCAUAACCCAAGAAGCUGGCCAGCAACCUGCUCCACAUAACAUUAUCUAUAUUGUAUUCCCACAAGUGAACAACAGCAGCAAUGUACAAACAGUAACACCAGAAGAUGCAGGCCAGCGUUCUGAUGCAGAUAUUGUACCACCACUACAGGAAACUAAUGACAAGCCAGAAAUCUUAACACAAGAAGAUGGCCAGUCAGAAGUUCUAUAUGCGCUACAAGGUGCUGUUGGUGCUACUACUUCUAUUUUGACCGAGAAGGACUAG